Molecule: messenger RNA, 1609 nt
Organism: Daldinia decipiens
Lineage: Eukaryota; Fungi; Ascomycota; Sordariomycetes; Xylariales; Hypoxylaceae
Exons: 4
Coding region: 541-1362 (273 amino acids)
Source: RefSeq, a predicted model, not a curated record
AAUGAAGCCAUUAGCCAAAAGGCUCACAGUAACCUCUUAACCACGAAUACUAGGUGUCUAUAUACAUCCAAGGCUAUUCGCUAGACGGAGAAUUACGCACUGAGUCUUUACCUAUGCAUUCCUCUCACUUGACACUAUCUACCUAAGGUAGGUUGCUGUGCCGUAGGAAUACAUGACCAUUUCUGCAUCGUUGGAUUCUUGCCGACUUCGAUGCAGCUAGCUGUCCUUCCCCGUACGAGUGGAAUCCAGGAUCCAUGGCAAUAUUCUAUAAUACCUAUACCAAAUUUAGAAGACAAGCGGCACAACGCCAUCUUUUAAUAGGUAGAUGUAUAGCAAUAUGGAGCCAAAAGCUAUUUAUUUCAGUAACUAUUCAGUACAGAUAUGGUUAAACGUAUCACGUCAGCUCCAACAUGCACGAUUUCUGAAUUGCAAAAUUCCAACAGUCCCGCUAUAGGCCUAUAUAUUCAAAGCGUAAGAGCGCGCGUGAAUGCACGCUUCUAAACAAAAUAUCAUAUCUCGACCUGUUAAUUCACAGCCAUCAUGGGUGGUGUUGCUUCUAUACCGACGGAUCCUUCGCGAAAGGUCCAAGUCAUCUCGGCAGGAUACUCGCGAACCGGGACCGUGUCCAUGUCCAUGGCCUUAGCAAAGCUAGUUGAUGGACCAGUACUCCACGGCGGGACACAGAUCUUAACACGCGAUGACGGUUAUUGUUCAACGUGGAUCAAAGCGUACGAGGCUAGGGAGGCUGGUGAUAAGGAACAGACCUUGAAGCUUGUUCGAAAAGCGACCGCCGGCUUUGCUGCAACUGCGGAUCUCCCGCCGUCGGACUUCAUUCCUGAAAUGGUGGAGCUGUAUCCGGAGGCGAAGGUCGUGUUAGUCCGUAGGGAUCCGGUCAAGUGGUGGAACAGCAUAGCAACUUUGACCAGUAGGACUACGCCAUGGUGGCUUGGCAUUGUAGUGGCACCCUUUCCUGGAUGGAGAUAUAUUCCGACAUUCGCAAGCGUGUACAGUCGAUCAACAUUACGACUUGCAGGCCUAGACACCAAAAAUGUCAGUCCAACGGAACUAAUCGAGAAGGGUGGCCCUCACAUUUUAGAAGCUCACCAUGAGAAAGUUAGAUCUAUUGUCCCUAAGGAACAGCUGCUAGAGAUGGAUCUGAGCGAGGGCUGGGAACCUCUUUGCCAAUUCUUAGGCGUGCCGGUUCCAGAUGAGCCAUUCCCUAAAUCUAACGACGGUCAAGCAGCGGAUGCGUACGCUACGAAAGUUCUGCUAAGAGUGUUACAAGUCUGGGCCGGUAUCUUCUCUGUCGCCGGUCUUGGCGUUUAUUCCGCAUCCCGCCUAUGGAAGCGAACGACGUUAUGAUAUCGUCUGAAAGUAAUGCCGAUGUAUUAUCGGAGUAUAUUCCCUUUCAUAUCAUCUACGACAAGCUUGGCAUAGUGAAGGACCAUGACCUUGGAGUGCAUAUGAAGACGGAUGUAUUUCACCAGUGGUACCAUAUUUAAAUGGCUCAUCCGGACACUUAAACAAGAAAUAUCACCUUCGAUUUUGAGACAUCAAUGUAAACCCCCACAUGAAAUACGUAAGAGCAGCCUGAAGUAGGUGCUGCGGG